Messenger RNA from Chara braunii, 1572 nucleotides. The record is from the annotation of a GenBank genome assembly. Lineage: Eukaryota; Viridiplantae; Streptophyta; Charophyceae; Charales; Characeae.
GCGGCAUGGAGAUUUGCAGACCAUCGAGCACAUGAAGAGAAAAGGAAGAGAAGACGGACUCCAUAAACGGGAGCGUCAUUAAGUAUGCAAAAAAGAGUGAAGGAGGAAUUGAUGAAGGAAAGAGGGAUGGGAGGGAUCGAGGACUACAAGGAGGAUGAAGAGGAGGAGGUAGAGAGGAAGGAGCAAGAAAGGGGGCACGAAGAACGCCAAGGGGAGCAGGAUAAAGAGUCUGCGGAGCAAUAUGAGGAGGAGAAGGUGGAGGAGAAGCAGGAGGAGGGGAAGGAAGAAGAGUAUGAGGACAAGGAGGGAGAUGCAUCAUCACGGAGGCAUGAAGAACCCCAAGGGAAGCAGGAGAAAGAGUCUGCGGAGCAAUCCGAGGAGGAGGAGGUGGGGGAGAAGCAGGAGGAGGGGAAGGUACAAGAGUAUGAGGACAAGGAGGGAGAUGCAUCAUCACGGAGGCAUGAGGAACCCCAAGAGGAGCAGGAGAAAGAGUCUGAGGAGGAGGAGGUGGAGGAGAAGCAGGAGGAGGGGAAGGAAGAAGAGUAUGAGGACAAGGAGGGAAAUGCAUCAUCACAGAGGGAUGCUGUUAUCCAGGUCGGGAGUGGAAGUAGGGGGGGAGGGCAAUCUCGCGAACGUUGUUUAAACGAACAAUAUGACUCGAUGGACAAAAUGGAUGACGAUACUGUCGGAAGAGAAAAUUUGGUGGACGAAAUACUUGGGGGCGACAGAAUGGGACGAGAGGGGGAGAGGUGUAGUGAGGAGAAGAGGGAGGAAGAGCAGUUAGAGGGGCAGCAAGACGAUCUGCAGGGGGAGCAAUCUGAGCAGUUGGUGGAGGAGACAGAGUCGGAGGAGGAGAGGAGGGAACGACGAUCAGGGAAGAGGAGGAUCAUCCCAGGUGGACAUGAGUGGAGGGGGGAAGGUCAAUUAAGCGGGAAAGAUGAAGAGGUGGACAUUGAUGAAGAGGGUGGGAUGAAAGUCAUAGGGACAAGUGAGAGGACAAGAGGGAGGAGGGUACUGAACAACCGAGAGGCAAUUGAGCUCUGUAGUGGAGAGGCGAGGUUAGAGGACAUCAGCGAAGAUAUUGAGGAAAUGAGAAACGACAUGGAGCAACCGGAUGAGGACGUGAGAGGGGCAAGACCGGAGCAAUAUGAGGAGGUUGUUGAAGAGAGCGGUGGACAAAGAAGUGGGAGGAGGGGAAGACGAAGACUAUUGCACGAAGAAAGGAAUGAAGAUAGCGAAGAACUAAGAAAUGUGGCAGAGAGACGGAAUGAAACAGAGAGCAAGGGAAGAGCACCACAUGGAGACGUUGCUGAGGAGAGCAUGAGAGACGCGAGGGGCGGUGAGGGAGGAAAGGGAACGAGUGGGAGGGGAAGGACAAGGCAAUUAAAUGAAGAGGGGGUCGAAGUUGGUGAUGGAGAGGAUAGCGUUGAUGAAGGCAAAUAAGAGGAGGACGAGGAUGGCAUAAAGGAUAUGGAACCGGAAGAUUUGACUGACUUGAUGUCGGAUUGGACGGGUGAGAGAUCAUACUUCAAGAGCGGCGACAGAGUGGACCAACAAAACCAUGAAAUGGUU